Molecule: messenger RNA, 542 nt
Organism: Osmia lignaria (orchard mason bee)
Lineage: Eukaryota; Metazoa; Arthropoda; Insecta; Hymenoptera; Megachilidae
Source: RefSeq, a predicted model, not a curated record
ACUCCAAUAUUUUCGUUUAGACUGAUCACUAUGGAUAAGCUACCGCCUCACUGCCAAGAAAACGCAAUCACCUUAAAGCAAAAUGAUUACAUGAAUUUUGAAAUGAUGUCCAAUGGAAUUAAGGCGAGCUUGAAAUUUGACAGGGUUCCUAAUUUCUACACCAUCGAAAAUAAAGAACUUUACGCUGCGGAGAUCAAGAUCGAAGGAUUGAAAGUAGGAACUGCCACUUUAGUAACUGAAAAUAUGUUGAAUAUAAAAUUGCAUAGCGCAGAGGAUUGGUCGCACAUAAGGAACCUUAACUUUUUAAUACCGUCCGAAGCAAACGCGAAGAAAGUCUCGAUUGAAAUUUUUAAUGAUACAAUUUUUAUGCGGGCACCGCUUAAAAAGAAACAUACAUAACGUUAUGUAUUCUUAUUAUUACAAAUUAUUAAUAUCAUAUCGAAGGUAGGAAAUAUAGUUUAAAGAUCAAUUACAAAACUAUCAUCCUCUGUUGUCUUCCCAUAUUUAUUCAAAACAAAUAAACGUCAUGGGUCAACAACGAA